CGAUAGUUUUCCAUCACUAUUGCCAACAAACAGCUGUUGACAAUCAGCUGAUAACGUCUGGAAAUCAUUGAUGAAAUCGCAUCUUGAAUACCGGCUUUAAUUGUGCUGUAAAUGUAGUUAAGCAUAUAUUAUUGUGAACAUUAACGGAAAAAUGUGUGAGCAAAAUAGAGAUGUAGAAUCCACGACAACGGCAGCUCGUACAAAUAUCAGUAUUUUGAUACUGAAUGAUGAUUGUUUGCUUGAAAUAUUUAAGCGGCUUGAAUUGGCUGAACAGGUUCGUUUAGCUAUGAUUUGCCCACGUUUGCGAAAUGUAUUCGAAUAUUACUGCCAGAGGCAUUGCAAGGUAUUGCGGAAAGAAUAUCUUAUUGAUUUGAGUACACGGGAAAUUAGGCGAUUUUUUGAAAUGGCUGGCGGAUAUUUGGAGGAACUUAUUAACCUGCCUUACACCGAUCAUGAGCGUAAUGAAUAUGUUAUCCAAGUACAUAAAUACUGUUCGAAUGUUCGACACAUUUACUUUGGAAUGACCAAAAUAAAGCCCAAGUGUUUACGCAAAUUACUAAUGAAUAUGAAACAUCUUAAUAGUCUUCAUUUACAAAAGUGCUCGUUGGAUGACAAUGCAAUGCAAAGUGUGUCUGAGUUGAUAACUUUAGAAGUAUUGAAAUUAGAGGGGGAGGAAGACGUAACAGGUCGUUACUUAAGCAAGCUUAAAUACCUGAAAGAACUAACGUUUGUAGAAUGUGCAAUACAAGAUGAUUACUUUGUUGAAAUUUGCAGAUCGCUUAAAGACCUUAAAAAACUUACUCUCCAAUGGUGUGAUGCAUUGACGGAAGUGGCUAUUUCAGCACUCCCUGUGCAUUGCGUCAAUUUAGAAAAGCUUAAUAUAUCUUGUAAUCAAACCUUUGAAUAUAAUGCUAUAGCACAGCUGCCAAAAUUGAUUGACUUAGAAUUGAGUGCAGAAGUGUUUAGAACACAAUCAUUUAAUUUAUUGUUAAAUGCUUUAGCUGAUUAUAAGGGUGAACAGCUCGAGUGUUUGCGGAUAUUCUCACCACGACUCAUUGUUGACGAAGGAACGAGGUCUUUGUCGCAGUUUAAAAAAUUAAAAGUAUUCGGAUGCGACUGUAGCAAAUACAUUGAUGUGACCUGUCUUAGAUACAUUUGCUCAUUAAAAGACAUAGAAAUCGUUAGUUUAAGAUACUGCCGAUCCGUUACGAAUGAAGCGGUGUUGGCGUUGUUGGAAGACUGUCCAAAAUUGAAGUAUGUUAACGUUAUGCACUGUGAUCAGUUGACGGAGGAGCUAGUCUAUUAGAUUAUAGAUUUAUUGGAACGAAAGCAACAUGAAAAGCAACGCCAAUGUGAUAGUAGCCCAGUGCUUUUAAUGGUUUCUGGAACGAAAAUAAGGCAUUUGAUUUUGGAGGAUACUAAAUAUUUAGCUGCUUUAAACGGAGGGAUAUUACGGCUUAGCUUUGAGAAUCCAUUUCAGUACCCGUAUGAAAAUUUAUACUAUACAUUUAACGUGCCGGCCGUUGGUGAUCUUAAGUACUUUUACUAAUUACAGUGGCUGCUUUGCAGAUAAUCUAGCAUGUAAAUAAAUAAUAAUUUCCUAAGUUUUCUAUUAUUUUAAAUUGCUCUAUAAGCUUAGCAGGCUAGUCUUACUGAAUUUUUUACAUUGUUUUUUAUUUUUUUGAAAAAUUAUUGCAGAAACUGAACACUUCACAAAAUUUUGAUAUGAAAAAGAGUUUUUGUGUAAAUCCAUAUGCGCUUAUAAUAUGUAGGUACAUGCAGUAUUUAGCUAACAAUUCACUACUGUUUAUUCGAUUCAUUGUUCAUUCAAUACUGCAAGCCUCUCGUUCGUUUCUUGUAAGAAAAUGAAACUAAAAUAUAUUUAAUUACGCGGAAAUAACUACAUAUUUACAUAUUUGUUAACUUAUGUAUGACAGUAACCCGCGUACUUGUAAGAAUAAAUUAAACUUAUGAAGUCCUGCAAAUUGUAAAACUGCCGAAGCGAUUAAAGUUAUUUGCCAAAUAUUC
Molecule: messenger RNA, 2028 nt
Organism: Anastrepha ludens (Mexican fruit fly)
Lineage: Eukaryota; Metazoa; Arthropoda; Insecta; Diptera; Tephritidae
Product: F-box/LRR-repeat protein 2-like
Exons: 3
Coding region: 152-1306 (384 amino acids)
Biological process (GO): SCF-dependent proteasomal ubiquitin-dependent protein catabolic process
Cellular component (GO): SCF ubiquitin ligase complex
Molecular function (GO): protein binding
Source: RefSeq, a predicted model, not a curated record